Molecule: messenger RNA, 1792 nt
Organism: Gossypium raimondii (Peruvian cotton)
Lineage: Eukaryota; Viridiplantae; Streptophyta; Magnoliopsida; Malvales; Malvaceae
Product: beta-glucuronosyltransferase GlcAT14B
Exons: 4
Coding region: 158-1456 (432 amino acids)
Cellular component (GO): membrane
Molecular function (GO): glucuronosyltransferase activity
Source: RefSeq, a predicted model, not a curated record
ACUUUGCUCCCCGUAUCUAACACGUACCAAAGAGAAAAGAAAAACUUCUCUUAAAUUUCACUCCAAAGCACCAAAAUCUGAAGAAUCUCAGAUCAGAGCUCUCAGUUUUCUCUUAUUCUUUUUCUUUAAUCCAAACAAACAAAAAGAAAAAAAGGAAAUGAAGAGAUUAAGAAGCUAUUACAUGCAGUUUCGACACAACAACAAUCAAGCAAUGGAGCGUAAAUGGAUCUUCCCAUUAGCUGUUGGCUCCAUUGUUUCUUUAUUUUUACUCUUCUUAACAACCUUAACCUCUUUCGAUGGCUCCCCUUUUCUUUUCUUCUACCGUUCCUCCGCCGUAACCGGCGGUUCCUCUCCUUUCGUGGAAAACCAACUAAAACCCAUCCCUAUUUCCACCCUCCCUCCGCCUCCCCGCUUCGCCUACCUCAUCUCCGGCUCUGCCGGCGACUGUCGGAUGCUUAAGAGGACUCUUUUAGCCCUUUACCAUCCUUUGAAUCAAUACGUGGUUCAUCUUGACCGGGAAGCUAGCUCUGAAGAGAGGCUCGAUCUGGAGAAGUUCGUGAAGGAUCAUCCAGUGUUUAACAAAGUAGGGAAUGUUAGGAUGAUUGUGAAAGCUAAUUUGGUCACUUACAGAGGCCCUACUAUGGUUGCUAAUACGCUUCAUGCUGCUGCAAUUUUGUUGAAAGAAGGUGGAGAUUGGGAUUGGUUCAUUAAUCUUAGUGCUUCUGAUUAUCCCCUUGUUACCCAAGAUGAUUUGUUGCACACAUUUUCAUACUUGCCAAGGGAUCUAAAUUUCAUCGAUCAUACAAGCAAUAUUGGGUGGAAAGAGUUCCAGAGGGCUAAACCAAUCAUUAUUGAUCCAGGAUUGUAUAGCAUGAGAAAAGCUGAUGUGUUUUGGGUUACACAGAAGAGAAGUGUGCCUACUGCAUUCAAACUCUUUACAGGUUCUGCAUGGAUGGCACUUUCUCGCCCUUUUGUUGACUAUUGCAUUUGGGGAUGGGACAACCUACCUCGAACUGUCCUCAUGUAUUACGCAAACUUUUUAUCAUCUCCAGAAGGUUACUUCCACACUGUCAUUUGUAAUGCUCAAGAGUUCCGUAACAGUACAGUAAACAGCGAUCUCCAUUUUAUAUCAUGGGAUAACCCUCCUAAGCAGCAUCCUCACCUCCUCAGGCUUGCUGACAUGCAACGGAUGAUCGAUAGCAAUGCCCCUUUUGCUAGAAAGUUCCCUAGGGAUGAUCCUGUACUUGAUAAAAUCGACUCUGAGAUCUUGUCUCGUGGCCCAGAUAUGUUUACUCCUGGUGGUUGGUGUGUAGGAAGUGGGAAGAAUGGGACCGAUCCUUGCACUGUUAUUGGUAACAAAACAGUCAUCAGGCCUGGCCCCGGAGCAAAAAGGUUGGAAAAGUUGAUCAGCUCUCUUCUAUCCAAUGACAAUUUUAGACCGCGACAAUGCAAAUAACUCGAACUAACACGAACUGAAACUCGCAAAGGGUGGCACUCAAGCUGAAUGAGGUAGGUUUAUACAUGUAUCAAAAGAUGAAGAUGAUGCAAUCAAGGUAUUCAAUGCUCCUUCUGGUAGGGUUUGAAAAAGAAUGAUAAGAAAAAGGUAUAGGCGAUCUUUUUUGAUUUAGAUAAUUACCAGCAUGAUUACUGAUGAACUUGUCAAUUUACACGAUUAGAGAUGGAUUUACAGUGUUGGAGAUGGUGUUGGUCCCACUGGAAUCUUUCUCACUUUUUUCUUUUGCUAGUGUUAUUGUGUAACGAUUACAUAUUGAAGAGAAGUUCAAGUUUCACA